CGAUCACUUAUGUUGUCAUGUCUGUGAUUUACUGGCAAGUGGAUGUGCGCUGAGUGAUAUUACCGAAAUCCCAUUCAGAAACUGACAACCUCUGCUUGAUUUCCUCCGGUACUGUAAGCUUCUUAAUGAACUAGUAGUGGAAUUUGAAUUAGGACUUGAAUAUAUUGACAUCCGAUUGAGUUGAUGUUUCGAUCAGGUGAAGGAAAGACAAGUUUGUCGGACUAUAUGCGAAUAUGUAGACAGCUUGGUCAUUGACUGACGGUAAUAAAUAAUAAAGAGCCAUAUUGACGUGUUUUAUGGUCGUGCAGUUUCUAAUGCACAUGAGAAUAUUUGAAACGUGACUCGCUUGACAUUGCUGUAGAAUCCCUCAAAGUUUUGAUUGUGGUAAUAGAAAUCGCUUGGAGCUUGAGUGAAUUUACUUAACAAGCUGCAUUCUCUGACUUUUAUUUCAGUCAAAGAUGCCUCGACAGAUUGACAACAUAAAAGAAUUUCUGCACAUGACACAAAGGGCAGACGCCAAAUCCGUUAAAAUCAAAGAGAAUAAAGACAAUGUCAAAUUUAAAAUUCGCUGCAGCCGAUUUUUAUACACACUUGUUGUAGUUGAAAAGGAGAAAGUUGGGAAGAUUAAACGCUCACUCCCUCCAAAUCUGACUGUCAAAGAACUGUAAUGUGCUGUUGACAAAUAAAUACUUUGAUAACGAAGUUAGUCUCAUGAUUUCCUGACAGUGUGUGCGAGUGUGACUAUGAGGGAAGCUAGAAUGAGACAGCCGCGAUAUCUAUAACCACAUGUGAAGCUGGGUUACAACACCUCACACCAAACUGAAUUUUAGUUGCUGACGGCAACGACUAAGAAGUCAAUAAAAUUAGCGACUGUGGAAAGUUGCAGGAUGAAAGAGGUGCAAGGAACAGAGUGAGGUCACACAAGAUUAUAGUGCGUCAGAUAUGAGAGUUAUUGCUUCUGCCCCACCGUGAAUGGAUUUUAGAGUAUUCGUUUGUCUUGAGAAACGUUUGUAAUUUGUUGGUGCAUUCCAACGAGAUGAAUUACAUUAAUUGACGUUAUUCAUUGCGGCCUCGCAGAAAGAAGACUUAGAAACGAGUAUAAUAAACAUUGAGGUGAAGACAGUAGGUGUAGUCACCAUUAGUUAAAUAGUACCGUCGUUGAAUUCUAUCUAACAAACGCAAAGGGGUUACUGCGCUGCAGAAAGAUUCGUAUAGGAAGUGAUUGUGUUGUGUUUUCGUAUGCCCACUAAGAUUGCACUCGAUUUCAUGUGGUAUUUUUUGAUGAAACAUGUUGUGGCGAAGGAUGUGUUGCGUUUCAGGGUUAGAAAACGGUUGUGUGUGGGGACGAAAUAGUAGACUUUUGCUAGUUGAGGGAUUGUGAGUGGGUGUGAGACUGGACACUGUGAAUAAACCACUUGUUGUGACGAGUUUUAGGCGAUGUGAUGGUGUGUUGGACGAAGUGUCUUGGCGUAGGAAUGCAAGGGAGGGUAUUUAUGCGGAUGUAGCGUGUCCCGGGUGGGUUAUUUUGCUGUGUAUUACGUUUUCAUGUAGACUUACUGUGACACGGAAAGUGAGAACGGAUGAGAUAUAGUUGUCGUGGAUCCCUGUCAAGUCUGAUGCUUGAUCUGACGGUUUGUAGUUAGCUGGUGUUUCAGCUAGUUAGUGUUGAGAGAUUCGCCGGGACUCCUUUGGAUAUGAUUAGUCAAUGUUGACGGAUGCAUGAAGACAAGAGAGAGAAUUGUCUGAGUCUGGUAAUUAUUUGUGUCUGGCUUUGGUUAGCCAACAAGUAAGUGGUGUCUAAUUUUCUGAAUGACUGGUGUUGAGAUGGCGACAAAAUGGUGCGUUCAUGUGACUCUUGACACUGAAUGACUGGGCAUACUGAAGAGGGGUCUUCGUGGAAUACAAAGUGCCAUUAACAGGUUAGUUUUCGACUAGGACAAAUUCUAGUUUUCAUUGUCUUUGUCUUACUGUGUGGUGAGUGUAUGACACCUCUUAUGAGAUGAUAGUGAUUCGUCUUUCACACUGACUGCUUGUCUAAAUUGAUUCUCACAUGUUUAUCUUUUAAGAUGUCAGUGGUGCACACUGGUUGAGUUGGAGCAAGUUACCGUGAAGUUGUUGUUUUGGUGACAUGAAGGGCGUAUAUGGACGAAUGCGGCUUUCCGUUUGGCGACUUAUAGGCUGGAAUGGUUCCUACCAGUUGUUAUAGUGCCACUGCAUUCUGGUAGUCUGGGAAGAAAGAACUAUGAUGUUACUUGUGAUGAACAGUGUUUAGUCGAGUGUAUAAAGCAAUGUAAAGUAUACAUGUUAUGUAGAACG
Trichobilharzia szidati is the source of this 2316-nucleotide messenger RNA. The record is from the annotation of a GenBank genome assembly. NCBI's taxonomy places the organism in Eukaryota, Metazoa, Platyhelminthes, Trematoda, Strigeidida, Schistosomatidae.